Ochotona princeps (American pika) is the source of this 1907-nucleotide messenger RNA. RefSeq names its product zinc finger protein 502 (gene ZNF502). The record is from RefSeq and is a predicted model, not a curated record. The coding region runs from base 189 to 1721 and encodes 510 amino acids. Gene Ontology annotation, cellular component: nucleus. Lineage: Eukaryota; Metazoa; Chordata; Mammalia; Lagomorpha; Ochotonidae. The transcript is spliced from 3 exons.
UUCUGAUCUGUUCAACAGUAUGUCAGUCUGUUUGAGCCUGUCACUUCCAGAACAGCUGACAGAUGGAGUGUGUGACCCUCGAAGGCUCUGGUGCUUGCUGAUUUGAUCACACCUCGCCACCCUGAGAGGGCUCCCGGUUCUUGAACCCCAGAGGUGUUUUCCCAUCAAAGCCCAGAGAAGAUCGGUAGAUGUGGAAUAUGCAAGGAGCUGAAGAGAUUAGAGAAGAGACUUGUGCAGGCUGGGUGAAAAAUCCUGUUCCUAAGCAAGAUCUCUCAGCAAUUGGCUCAACAGGGAUCCUAGCAGAGAGAAUCCAAGAGGAUUACCUGGAUUCCACAGCAGAAGAAAAAUGCACAUGUGAGGGCAUGAAGGAAAACUCUGGAAAGGCCCCGGCGCCGUGCCUUUUCCAGAAAGGGGGUUUUGAGGGAAUAACCUUUCUCCACAAGGAAGCACCCCCUGAAAUGAUGAGGCAAGCAUAUCAUCUCGAGAAAAACUUGCUUUUGACCUCAAGCCUCGUGACACAUCUGCGGGUUUCUACAGAAGAGAAAGAGCAUCGAUGGGAAGCCAAGAGCAUAUAUACCAGUGCGAUGUCAGGCCAAAGUCAGUGUCCAGCUCCGUCCACACACAAGAAAUCUUGGCCAUGUCAUGAAUGCGGGCAAACCUUUGCUCAGAGCUCAUCCCUCACCCUGCAUCAGAGAGCGCACACCCGGGAGAGGCUGUAUGCGUGCGAGCAGUGCGGGAAAGCCUUCAGUCACAGUUCUUUCCUUGUUCAGCACCAAAGAAUCCACGUCGGAGUGAAGCCGUACCGGUGUGAGCAUUGUGGGAAAACAUUUCGUUGCCAGUCAUUCCUUACCCAGCACCAGAGAAUCCACACUGGGGAGAAACCUUGUAAGUGUAAGGAGUGUGGGAAUUCUUUCCGCAACCAGUCACAUCUCAUGGAACACCAGAGAAUCCACAGCGGAGAGAAGCCUUACUCAUGCCACGAAUGUGGCUCCGCUUUCCGCAAACACUCGAACCUCAUCCAGCAUCAGAGAAUUCACUCAGGGGAGAAGCCCCAUAAAUGUGACGAGUGCGGGAAGAGUUUCCAAACAAAGGCCAACCUCUCUCAGCAUCAAAGGAUCCACACUGGGGAGAAACCCUAUAAAUGCAAGGAAUGUGGCAAGGCCUUCUGUCAGAGCCCAUCUCUUAUUAAGCACCAGCGCAUCCAUACAGGGGAGAAACCCUAUAAAUGCAAAGAGUGCGGGAAAGCUUUUACUCAGAGCACGCCGCUGGCUAAACACCAGAGAAUCCACACAGGGGAGAGGCCCUACAAAUGCAGCGAGUGUGGGAAAGCCUUCAUCCAAAGCAUUUGCCUUAUUCGGCAUCAGAGGAGUCACACGGGAGAAAAACCCUAUAAAUGCAACGAGUGCGGCAAGGGCUUUAACCAGAAUGCCUGCCUCACGCAGCACCUGAGGAUCCACACGGGAGAGAAGCCCUACACAUGCCAGGAGUGCGGGAAAGCCUUCGCGCACGGCUCCUCGCUCACGGAGCACCGUCGGACGCACACCGGCGAGAAGCUGUACAAGUGCAGCGAGUGUGAGAAAACCUUCCGCAAGUACGCGCACCUCAGCGAGCACUACAGGAUCCACACGGGCGAGAAGCCCUACGAAUGCAUUCGGUGUGGGAAAUUCUUCAGACAUAGCUCAGUCCUCUUCCGGCAUCAGAAACUUCACGCUGGGGAAUGAUGCUGGUAGGGACGUUAGGGCAGAGCCAGCGGGGAGCAGGGCUGGGAGGAGAGAGGCAGGUGGCCUUUGGAAGUGGAAGGAGGAAGGCUUCUCGAUGGCUGCACUUUAGAGGAGCCUUCCAGAAGCAGGACCGGGAGUUGGGGAGCGCAGAGUCCAUUCCGGGGAGAAAAGGAAGUUCCUGCUUUU